GUGGCCGAGGAGGGCUUCAGGUUUCCACCGCUCGCGAGGCAGUGGCGGGUGCCGGCUCCGCGGCAGGGCGGCGGGGUGGGAGACCAUGCGGAAAGCGGUGUUGGUCACCGGGGCGAGCAGCGGCGUUGGCCUCGCCCUCUGCAAGCGGCUGCUGGAGGAGGACCACGAGCUGCACCUGUGUCUGGCCUGCAGGAACAGGAGCAAAGCGGAAGCGGUCCGCGCGGCUCUGCUGGCCUCUCGCCCCCUCGCCGAGGUCAGCAUCGUGCAGGUGGAUGUCAGCGACCUGCAGUCGGUGUUCCGGGCUUCCGGGGAGCUCAAGCAAAGGUUUCAGAGAUUAGACUAUGUCUAUCUGAACGCUGGGAUCAUGCCCAACCCACAGCUAAAUAUCAAAGCGCUUUUCUCUGGCCUCUUUUCAAGAAAAGUGAUCCAUAUGUUCUCCACAGCUGAAGGAUUGCUGACCCAGGAAGAUAAGAUCACUGCCGACGGGCUCCAGGAGGUGUUUGAGACCAACGUCUUUGGCCACUUCAUCCUGAUUCAGGAACUGGCACCUCUCCUCUGUCACAGUGACAGUCCUUCCCAGCUUAUCUGGACAUCGUCUCGCAAUGCAAGGAAAUCGAAUUUCUGCCUCGAGGACAUCCAGCACAGCAGAGGCCAGGAGCCCUACAGCUCCUCCAAGUACGCGGUUGACCUGCUCAGCGUGGCUGUGAACAGGAACUUCAACUCGCGGGGUCUGUAUUCCAGUGUGGUGUGCCCGGGUACCAUGGUGACCAAUAUGACGUGUGGAAUUCUCCCUCCCUUUGUGUGGACACUGCUGAUGCCAAUCAUAUGGCUGCUUCGCUUUUUUGCAAAUGCUUUCACUUUGACACCGUACAAUGGAACAGAAGCCCUGAGAGAAGGAGUGCGAGCGGGGGAGGAGCAGAGAGAGGAGGGACAGAGGAUCCGAAGCAGGUUCCGUGCUGACAGCAGAGAGCCCGAUGUGGGGCUGGAACUCACGCACCGUGAGAUCGCGGCCUGAGCCAAAGUCGGAUGUUCAACCGACUGAGCCACUCAGGUGCCCCAGAGCGGAUAUAAAUUGCAGCUCACUGAUAGUGGAAACAAUCUCAACGGAAACGAUAGGCUAUAUAAAUCAUCAGCGUCCUGUUUUGGACUAAGGGGGACCAUAAGGCCGAGUGCAGAGUAUUAGGAGUGAAGUUUAAGUUUAGUAUCCACCGUAGCCCUGGACACCAUGGUUGUAGGGACAGCACGUCUGUGGAAGCAAAGUCCGCCAACAGCUAGAGAGCAGAGCAGCGGAAUACUACAGGGGCAGGCAGAGCAGGAUGGUCGCCGGGCCCUCGGUUCCAUGGAGAAGGUCAUCUUGCAGGCCAAGAGUACAGGCGACAUAGUCCGACUCCCGUUUCCUUAUACGAAGAUUCUCUUUCCCCUGUUUAAAUAUUAGAGAAUCGGUUUGUUGCUUUGUUAGAAAACCAGUGCGUUUCCUUAAAUCACACGUGACAAGUGGAUCCCGUGUGGCAGACAUGAUUAACUAUGGAAGUGCUGUCUCUGAGGGUUUGUCAACCCAGGGCCCAAGGGUGCCCUCUGCUAACGGAUCCGAAUUGUCACACGAGAUGAGGCUUAUCUGUCCUCUGUCACUGUAGUGCUUUUACUUAGCAGCCUCUUAAAUCUUGGCCGAGUUGAAAUUAACCAAGGAAAACAUGAAAGAAAUUGGUUGCCACUCUUGUUUUGGUAAACGUUGCAGAAAUGAAUGCAUUUAUUAUAGGGACAUAAAUUGAUUGUAGAAGCAAGUGCUUUUAAGCCACUUCUAAUGAGUCCUUAAUGUAUUUGCCAAAGCAUUAGAGACAAUGUGAUUACUCAUUCACAUCCCAGAUACUGAAAAUCAGGUGUGGCGGUCAGGUAUAUACUGAGCGUCGGCGGUGCGAGGAACACCUAGAAGACAAAACCUCCAGGUACUAAGGUGCUUAGAGUCGUAUCUGGAAAAAAAGAGAAUGUCGAAAAUAAAAGUAGGCGAGAAAAUAAGACAUUCUGUCAUCGGGUGGUAAGUCCUCAGACUAAUCACCGGGGAGUCAGUGGGAGCCGGGCUGGUUGAAGGAGACUCUGCUUCCUUGGUCCGGGCUCUGAGGGACAAGUUGGCUCUGGACAGGACAGCGUGACCCACGUCACAGCUUAAAGAAAUCUGUUGUGACCCUGCUGUUUUUUCCUAAGAUGUCGGUGGAUGAGUCAGUAUCCCCCUGACUGCCAUUUAGUGAUGGUUGUAGACGCUGGUGGAUGUGGCUGGAUGGGGAUUUGGGUACAGCGCACGCGCAGGAAGGAUCUCAGGUGAGAUUCACCUCCUUACGUGGGCUAAGCCGGAGCGGCCAGAAGCACAGUGGUUGAGGGCGUGGACUCUGGAAUUCCACGGAUUCUCUUCAGAUCCCACAUCUCCGGUUUCUGGCUGCGAACGCCGGGGCACAUGUUUUCAUUUGCUUUUAUCAUUAUCUGCAAAACAGGAAUUCCAGGCACGGACGAGAGGAAGCUUUACUAUAAAGGGUUUCGUGUGUUUCAGCGUUAACGAUUUCAAAGAAAACGGUCCUAAUGAAAACAGUAUAGUUCUGGCAGGUGCAUGGACAGGUCAGUGGAGUAGAAUAGGAAAUUCGGGACAGGCCCCCAGCACACAGGCAUCUAGUAUAUGACAACGAUGGCCUUCCAAAUUAGUGGGAGAGAGGGGUUAUUCUGGAAAUUGUGCCAAAAAAUAGAACAGGAUCUUCAUACUUCACACCCAAAUAAAGCUCUAGAUAAAUUCAAAGAUUUACAGACGACGGAGUUAAAAUAUAUAAUGACUGGAAGGAAAUAUGGGGGACGUUUCUAAAUCGUCUAAGAGUGUGGGGGCGUCCUUACUCCCAGGAACAGACUGAACAUUUUGAUUACAUAAAAGUAAUCAAAUUUUGUGUGA
Messenger RNA from Neofelis nebulosa (Clouded leopard), 2926 nucleotides. It is a transcript of the gene HSD17B7, whose product is annotated as hydroxysteroid 17-beta dehydrogenase 7. Lineage: Eukaryota; Metazoa; Chordata; Mammalia; Carnivora; Felidae. The record is from RefSeq and is a predicted model, not a curated record. Gene Ontology annotation, molecular function: 5-alpha-androstane-3-beta,17-beta-diol dehydrogenase (NADP+) activity; estradiol 17-beta-dehydrogenase [NAD(P)+] activity; 3-beta-hydroxysteroid 3-dehydrogenase (NADP+) activity. The transcript has 8 exons. Gene Ontology annotation, cellular component: endoplasmic reticulum membrane. The coding region runs from base 86 to 1015 and encodes 309 amino acids. Gene Ontology annotation, biological process: cholesterol biosynthetic process.